Nymphalis io (European peacock) is the source of this 4643-nucleotide messenger RNA. RefSeq lists its product as uncharacterized. The record is from RefSeq and is a predicted model, not a curated record. The coding region runs from base 1 to 4599 and encodes 1532 amino acids. NCBI's taxonomy places the organism in Eukaryota, Metazoa, Arthropoda, Insecta, Lepidoptera, Nymphalidae. The transcript has 8 exons.
AUGCAAACAAGCAAAAAGUUGUGCCAAAUUUACGAAGGAGAUGCUUCCCUUUUAAAAAAUAAGCCCUGUUCUACAACAGUUAAUGAGUAUCUAAUAAAAGAUGAUAUAAAUCAAGUUGAAAAAGAGUUUUUUCACGGAAUAAAUGGAGAAGCAAGUUCAUUUACCCACAGUCGUAAAUAUAAAUCAAAUAUCAGUGAAGAUACUUCACAGACACAGAACAAGCCCCAUUCUACAACAGUUAAUGAGGAUUUAAUAAAAAAUGGUAUAAAUCAAGUUGAUAAACAAUUUUGUCACGGAAUAAAUGGAGAAGCAAAUUCGUCUAUUGAUAAAAGUAAUAAUACAACCGACAUCAGUAGAAUUACUUCAAUUACAAAAAAUAAUUCCCAUUACACAAAACUAAAUGAUGAGUUACUAAAAAAUGAAACAAAUGAACUUGAAAAAGGAUUUUGUCACGAAAAAAGUGAAGAAGCAAAUUCGUAUAUUGAUGAAAUUUAUAAUACAUCAAAUAUCAGUAAAAAUAUUUCACUUACAAAAAUUAAGCCUCAAUAUACAACACUAAAUGAUGAGUUAGUAAAAAAUGAAAUAAAACAACUUGAAAAAGAAUUUGAAAUAAAUGGAGAAGCAAAUUCAUUUACCGAUAGUCGUAAAUACAAAACCAAUACCAUUAAAAAUACUUCACAGACAAAAAAUAAGCCCCAUUCUACGAGAGUUUAUGAGGAUAUGAUAAAAAAUGAAAUAAAGCGACUUGAAAGAGAAUUUUGUCACAUAAUAAACGGAAAAGCAAAUACAUCUACCGAUAAUCGUAAAAGUACAAAAAAAUGCACUAAUUGUAAUUCAAUAACAAAAGAUAAGACCUAUUCCAAAAAUAUGAAUGACGAAUGUAUAAAACAGUGCAAAAGAGACACAUGUCACGUAAUAAAUAAAGACGCAAAUUCAUCCGCUGAUAAUAAUGAAUAUACAAAAUAUAACAGUAAAGACAUUUCACUAAAAAAAGAUAAAAUAGCUUGGAACAAUCAAAACAAAGCAUUUACAAAAUCUUCUACUCAUCACCAUAUACAUAGUGUCGCCAUUAAUUACAAACCAAAAGAAAAUAACUUUCGUGAAGAAAAAUAUUUACCAAAAGAAAAAAUAUCAGAAGAAAACCGCUUACCAAAAGAACACUCUCUAACAAAAGAACAUUCCUUACCUAAAGAUACCUUUUUACCAGAAGAAAACGACUUAACCAAAGAAAACUACUCACCAGAAAAAUCUAAAUUAAGCGCUCAAAUAAUAAAUUUGCCUUUUAACGAUUUUCGAGAUUCUCUUUCAGUCAACAGCUCUCAAACAAAUGUAUCAUCUUCUAAUUUUAAUAAAAUUAUUAAAUCUGAUUUUUUAACAAAAUUAAAAGAAAUAUACAACGCAUGCAGUUGUAAAGUAUGUGAAUGCAUUUCUGGAAAAUUUCUAUCCACUAAUGAUAAUAUUUGCAAUUGUAAGGCUUGUGAAUGUGAUGAAUGUACUAAAUACGCGAGAAAUUUUAAACACGACUUAAAAUAUGCACCACACUCCGGAUGUCCUUGUGUUAGCUGUGACAGAAAAGAUUGUCGGGGCGUUGUAAAGAACGAACAAGAUGAGAGAAAAUGUGAUUGCAGCCCAUGCGAUUGUGUGAAAUGUUGGGAUUUUGCUUCUAAACCAUGUAGCUGCGAGCCCUGUCAAUGUACAGAAUGUAAUGCAUUAGGAGCUUCUCUACUGCGAACAGUCGUAGUUGCACCCGUACAAGGUAAUUUCCAACAGAAUAUGUGUCAAUGCGAACCUUGUGAAUGCAUAAAUUGCACCCAUAAUUACACUGCGAUGGCUUCUAAUCUAAGACGUCAAGUAUCAACGGAGAUAAUUUCACAUGCAGUCUGUCACUGUGAAACAUGUUCAAAUGAUACAUGUCAAUCAAAUGGCGAAGUUUGUAGGUGUGAUAUGCAUAGCAAAUUAAUGAAGAAACCUAAUGAGAGAGCAAGUCCUGACUACGAUAUUCAUAGAGCUAUAAUUAAUUGCCAAGAAGGAAAAGGUCAGUUUAACAGUCAUGAUACUAUAGUCACUUACGCUCUAUCAAAUAAUGAUUACUCAAAUCUCAAAUCGAAUAGUAAAAGCAAUUGCGACGAUUGCAAAUGUUUAAAUUGUGAAUGCAUUAAGUGCGAAGGGAAAUACAAAAUAUUGAAUAAAUGUCCUAAACCAUAUCAUGACUCAUUCAAUACUUGUAAAUGUUCGACGUGCGAAUGUCAAAUAUGUAGUAAAAUUAACGAACAAAAAAAUGCAGAAGUAAAUCGCUUUCGAUUUCAAUGCGGAUGUAAUAAAUGCAACUGUUUUGAUUGUAAGACUUUACCCAACUACGCUAAUGAUAGCAAUAAUACGAUAGCAACUAACAAUAAUUUGUGCAAAAUGUGUUAUCCCGCUAAGAAGGGUAAACUUUUAUCACCAUCAAUGUUUGAUACCCACAUGAGUUCCGUAUCUAAAUUAACCAGUUGUACGAGUAAUCAGUUUAAAAAGGAAACUAAAAACAAUUCUUACUUUAAUGUAUCUGCUAAUGAUUAUUUCUAUAGGAAACCGUCGCAUGAUAAAAAUGUAACAGUAUGCCAUACGGAAUCAAAGCAUAAUAAUAUGGAGAGUGUCUAUGAAAAAAAUAUAAUAUUCGAUGUUUCUGAAUACCCAUCAAAAAUUAUUGCUUCAGAUAAUGAAUACUAUCAAAAUGACUUAAAAAAGAUUGAAGAAAUUUAUGAAAAAGAAAAUAUCACCAUACUUUCUAAAAAUAGCACUUACAAUAACACUCGUGAUAAAUUAUGCGAGAUUUUUAAUACAAGAAAUCAAAAACCUAUAAGAGACAUUGAACUAUUAGAAAAAUACAUAUAUUUGCCGAACAUGUUGCCUAAAACAAAUGCAACUAUAAAGAAAUCUACAAUUAACUCAGACAAUGCUUCAAGCCAAAUUUUAAGCAACGACAUUGCUGAGACUUGCUUAAUUGAUAGAAAUUUGGUCCCAUGUAUAUUUCAAAAUACCUCCAAAGAAUUAGUUUAUACAAAUCCUCCGUCUGCUGUAAGUACUGAAGACAUUAACUUAAAUGAAACAUGUACUUUUAAAACAUUCCAUACAAACUCCUCAAAAAGUAUUAUGUUGUUUGAUAAAAAGUCAUCAUCUAUACAUAUUGAAAGUCACGAUUAUGAAAAUCCAUUUAUUAAUAUGAAUAAAAUAAAUGAUAACAAUGAUUUAAAAAAAGAUUUUGAAGACACGAGUGAUAUAAAUCCUGUUGAUUGCUUAGGAGCCACGUAUAAUAGUAGUAGCACAUUUACAGCAAACUCAAAUGAAAUUGUUAAUUUGAAGAACGGUAUGGUAAAUAAAAACUGCGAAGUUGAAGAAAAGAAGCGUUUUACCGCAAUAAGUAUGACGAAGCUAUCAAAACAUAACGUACAUAAAUGCUCUAAAAAAUUUAAAGGCAAAAAAUAUAAUAAAUUAUACAGUAGAAUAAUGAACUGCAAAGUUAAUGAGAAUAAUAUUAUACAGACAAAUCAAACUAAUAUUGUGCCAGAAGAAAAUACUAUUUUUGAGUCUGUCAAAAAGGACUUAUUAUCUAUAAAUGAUGACGAAGUAGAAAGUUUAGAUUAUAAUGUAAAAAAUAAGAGUGACUUGAUUUUCCAAAGUAAGGUUUCGUCUACGGCAUCGAUUAACAAACUCCUCACAUCGAGAAAUAUUUUUUGUAAAAACUUGAACACGGAAAUACAAAACAACAACGCAAAAGACAAUAUUGCGUGGCCCAUAAUGAGAAAGAAUUUAUAUUUAAGUUGUGCUGACGUCGCUAAAAGUAAUGGUACUAUACCUGCAAUGGAGUUCGAUAUUAAAAAGACAUUAAAAUCAAUUUCAUUGCAAACUUCAGAAAGUGUUAAUAAAAUUGAAACGAGCAACGGAAAACGAGCAUUGACUCGGCUCCUCAUUGAAGUACAUAAUUUAUUGAAUUUACCACUUCUGCAAUCAUCGCAUGUAAAUAUGUCUCCUGAUACAAAACAAGAAUCGAAUUAUGUGUCUAAGAGUGAAUUGGAUUUAGAAAUUCAAACUGUUCAUAGUAAUCUCACGAAAUCAAAGUGCAACUCUAUUGAUAAAGAAACUUACUGUAAUCUCAUUCGGUCAAUGGAAAUGCUUCAAGAAAACAUAACCAGUCUGAUGGAAAAUGUGUUAACAAACGCUGUUUAUAAAUCAGAACUAUUGACGCCGAAGCUAAAUCUGGAACAGGGACCUACGCACUAUAUACCUACAAUAAAUUCGGCAAAAAGCAGCUGCCAUGGUUUUAAAGCUACAUUCAUAGGUCUGAGAACUAUUUCAGACCACACCGUGAUGGUGAAAUGGAGACUACCACGUGAAGUAAUUUAUGUUCAAGGAUAUGAGCUGCAAGUAGACGGGCGACCAGUUCAGAAGAUAUUCAGUCCAACAAGGUGUAUGGCAAUUUUGACUUGCUUACCGCAUAGCGAAAAACUGCUGCUUACCAUCCGUACGCUGAUUACCUCUAACUUACCAUUCGAUCACCAACCAGCAGCUACCAUUGUUUAUCGUCCUCGCUUUAAAGGAAAUGCUAUUUACAGUAAAUAAGAAGUAUUUUAACUACAUUGCUUAUGUUCAACCGACAUAUAAUA